UGGGAAAAACGUCAUCUGUGACCGAACAGCAACCCCCCUAGAUGCCUUCAGGAUGAUGUCUGCUGCCCAUUAUUACCCCAAGCUUAUGAGCAUCAUGGGGAAUGUCCUACGCUUCCUGCCUGCUUUUGUGAAGAUGAAGCAGCUGAUUCAGGAGGGCUAUGUGGGGGAGCUCCUGGUGUGUGAGGUUCAGGUUCACAGUGGGAGCCUGCUGGGCAAAAAGUAUAAUUGGAGCUGCGAUGACCUGAUGGGGGGCGGGGGCUUGCACUCAGUUGGCACCUACAUCAUUGACCUCUUGACCUUCCUCACUAGCCAGAAGGCUGUGAAAGUCCAUGGGUUGCUCAAGACCUUUGUGAAACAGACGGACCACAUCAAAGGCAUACGUCAGAUCACCAGUGAUGACUUCUGUACGUUUCAAAUGGUUUUGGAAGGUGGGGUAUGCUGCACUGUGACUCUGAACUUCAAUGUCCCAGGGGAGUUCAAACAGGAUAUUAUUGUGGUAGGUUCAGCUGGACGACUGAUUGUAAUAGGCACUGAUCUGUAUGGGCAGAGCAACAGUUCUCCUCAAAGGGAGCUCCUUCUAAAGGACUCCACACCCGUCAGCAACUCCUUGUUGCCUGAGAAGGCCUUCAGUGACAUCCCAUCACCAUACCUUCGAGGCACUAUUAAGAUGGUGCAGGCUGUCCGGCAGGCAUUUGAGGACCAAGAUGACAGAAGAACUUGGGAUGGAAGGCCCCUUACCAUGGCUGCCACCUUUGAUGACUGUCUGUAUGCCUUGUGUGUAGUGGACACCAUCAAAAAGUCAAACCAGCUCGGGGAAUGGCAGAACAUUUCAAUCAUGACGGAGGAGCCGGAGCUGAGCCCUGCAUACCUCAUCAGUGAAGCCAUGCGUAGGAGCAGAAUGUCUCUCUACUGCUAGCUGGACUUCAGCUCUUAGCACAGAAUGGAAAUUGCACAGUUCUUAAAGAAAAGUCAGAUAGGGCAAGUGUUUGGGCAUGGAAAGGGUCAACAUUUUGGGAGAAGGAAACAUGUUUAGAUCAACUAAACUAAUUGGUGCCUAGAUGCUACAGUGAUGGAAGCAGUGAAAAUGCCUAAUAUAGAUAAAAAUGAGUUGUGUAAGAGCUAAUCUAAAUAACUUGUGACUAUUUAGUAGCAGUAUUAACUGGCUGGAUAGAAUGAUAUCAUGAACUCAGUCUCCUACUUGGAGGUGCUGUGCUUAAACCCAAUUGUGUUUACUGUGAAAGAUCAGGAAGGUCCUUCUUGAUGGUUGUUUUUUUUUUUCCCCCUCUCAUGCUAGGGCCUGUGAAGGUGCUGUCAUGUCAGAAAGUUUCUGAUGGUAUCUGAUGUGAAUAGUUCAUACUAUGCUAACUAACAACAACACCCCGUACUAUUACCUUACUAACCAGUGCAUAGAAUAAUAAGGCUUCGUGUGACAGUGUCACGUGUCCUGGACAAAUUUGGCAGCUCCUGUUUCAUAGCUUAUUCUAAGCGCCUGCGGGGUAUUUUUUUUAGCAUAAUUAAAUAGGGAAAAUUGUGGCUUUUAUAAACAAAUCAAUCUUCAACAGCAACUCGUGUGUGUGUAGGAGGGCAUUCUGUAAGCUCCUGCUGAGCUUCAGUAUUAGCUAUACAAAUUUGCUUAUAAAGAAGGACUGAGCAAAACCUUUGUAAACAAAACUCCAGACUGCAUGAUACUCUACUGAUAGUGGGUUUUGUUGCACGGUCAAAGCUCAGGCCAGUUUUAUCAAGGUUUCCACAAUUUUCAGCAUGCCUGGCAUUGAUUUGUGAGUGAAUUUGUCUUGCAUUGUGGCUUGAGGUUGUAAAUGUAUGAAACGAAGUGGGUUGCCACCCAAAGCCAGGUGAGGUAUGAAAGAAGGUGGUUUUAACUUUUGUAUUCUUUUAAGCCUAAGUGAACCCCGACUCUACAAGGAAAAUGCUUGCACCAACCUGCAGACUUCCAGGUCCAGACAGGAAGAGUGUGAACUAAAAAUCACUAGGAAUGAGAGAAAUACUGGGAGCAUCUACACAUUGCAAUUAAUGUGGCACAGUAAAUUCUGGUGCAUAUAGUACUGGAGUUUAUUGCUCCUGGGUGCUAUGUUUAUACAUGUGAUCGGGCCCACAGAACAUUGAGUGGGUUGGAGCAGCUCUGGCUGGCAGGGAGACCAAGGG
Molecule: messenger RNA, 2163 nt
Organism: Gavialis gangeticus (Gharial)
Lineage: Eukaryota; Metazoa; Chordata; Crocodylia; Gavialidae
Gene: GFOD1
Product: glucose-fructose oxidoreductase domain containing 1
Exons: 1
Coding region: 53-916 (287 amino acids)
Source: RefSeq, a predicted model, not a curated record